AUGACCUCUACCCUGGAGAAGUUCAUUCAUUCUCUGGACAUCAGAACCCUUCCCAGGGUCCUCCAAAUCCAGUCAGGCAUCUAUAGUCAAGGCUCUGUCUAUGAGACGCUUGGAAAUGAAUGCUCCCUAUCAACAGAAGAAGUCAUUAAAGUUAUUGGCUUCAAAAUUAAUAAGCUCAUAGCAAGUAUCUGUGAGAAUAAUGAAGUCAGCCAGUUUUCAGCCAAAGUGGAAUUACCACUAAAUUUUCCUGGUCUUUAUAAGGUUGUGGCAGAUAAGACUCCUUAUGUCAGCAUUGAAGAAAUUGCUAGAAAAGUCUCCAUUGGGCCAACAAGAUUUGGCCAUCCUUGUUUCUACAGUGCUGAGGAUAUAAAAUUGGCAAACUUCACUAUAAAACAUGGUGAGCAGAUCACUCUCAACUCAAUGGAAGAGGUCCAUGGAACGAUGGCUGUGAACUGUGUUGUGGUCAGAAAUAACCAAUCUCAUUCCUUUACUUUGCCCCUUUCGCAAGAAGGAGAAUUCUACGAGUGUGAAGAUAACCAGAUAUACACCCUAAAAGAGAUUGCAGAAUGGAAAAUCCCUAAGAGUAGAAACCGGAUUGUUAAACUUUCCAAUACUUUACAUAAGUGGGACUCCUCUAGUCUACUUCCUGAGAAUUUUGAUGGCUGUUUGAGUCUCAUGCCUGUCUACGAAGUGCAGGCAGUAAUGAAAUUUCAAAAGGACAUAGUUCAUAUUCUCUCAGAUCUGGAUGUUGAGGUCAAGGAUGUAACAGACUGUUAUGAUACUAGCUCUUUCCUUCAGCCACUUUCUUUGGAAGAUAUAUUUGAGAGAACAAGCAAAGAAUUUCCUAUGGUUGCUGAGAUAGUGGAAGGGCCUUCAGGAAGCAAAAAACCUUAUAACUUAUUGUCUACAGGGAAAGAGAUUGUCAUCUACAAAAAGUACCAGGCAGCAAGAAUCCUAGCCUCUGAGAUGAGAAGUGAUUCCUCCAAAAGACGUUAUUUAAUACCCAUGAGCUACAAAGGAAAAUUCAAGAGAAGACCUCGAGAGUUUCCAACUGCUUAUGACUUAGAGAUAGCAAGAAGUGAAAAAGAACAUCUUCAUGUUGUAGCAACUAAAGCCUUUACUUCUCCUCAUAAAGAGCUUUUUUCUGUUUCAGUUGGAGAUCAAUUUCUAGUUCAGCACCACCAGACUAGUGAAGUUCUGUAUGAGGGAAGAAAGAGACUCAUAGAUGUUUUAGCUUGUGAGCAAAUACUAAGUGAUUCAUAUAAAAAAGUGCUCCUCCCUAUGUACAUGGAAGGUGGCUUUGUGGAAGUGAUUCAUGACAAGAAACAGUACCAUCUUUCUGAGAUUUGCAAAGAGUUCCAUUUGCCUUUUAAUGUCAAAGUGUCUGUGAGGGACCUUUCCAUAGAGAAAGAUGUCUUGGCUGCCGCGCCUGGCCUGCAGUUUGAAGAAGAAAUUACAGAUUCUUACUUGCUGAUCAGUAGUGCCAGCAGUCCAGUGGAGAGCUGGGAGAUUCCUGUGUAUCGCUUAAACAUGUUGGUCCAUUUGCUCAGCAAAGAUGUCCAGACAGUUGUACCGCCUGUGACUAGGACAACAGUGGAAGAGGUCAGCGAAGAGGAAUACUAUACAUUGCGAAGAUAUGAAAACCUAACCCUUCAUCCACCACCCAGGCCUCCCAAAAAGCCAACCACAGCGCCAACACCUACUUUUGCAGUGACUAAGGAAGGUGUGUCUGACGUGCUACAGGCUCCAAAGAAUUUCUACGUAGACACCACCAAGAAAUUGUGCUCAGAUCAAGCUGCUGAUGUUUUGGAAAUGCAAGUUAGUUGUCAAAAUGAUUUGGUGCAUCGUGAGAAUAAUGACAUGACUGAGAAAGCUGCACUAGUGGAAGCCUCUGUGACUGAAGGCCUAGCAAGAAGCUAUGAGGCAGAAGAGAAAGAGGAAGAAGAGCAUGACUACUGCUAUAUCGAUGAAAACAUAAUUGAAAAUAUAAGAAAUGUAUUUCAUGACAUCAGCAUUAGAAAUGAGUGUACACUCUCCAAAGGAAGAAGGUGA
This is a messenger RNA of Cinclus cinclus, 2052 nucleotides long. RefSeq names its product thymocyte selection associated (gene THEMIS). The record is from RefSeq and is a predicted model, not a curated record. Lineage: Eukaryota; Metazoa; Chordata; Aves; Passeriformes; Cinclidae. The transcript has 6 exons. Gene Ontology annotation, biological process: T cell receptor signaling pathway. The coding region runs from base 1 to 2052 and encodes 683 amino acids.